Messenger RNA from Knipowitschia caucasica, 2544 nucleotides. The record is from the annotation of a GenBank genome assembly. Lineage: Eukaryota; Metazoa; Chordata; Actinopteri; Gobiiformes; Gobiidae.
AUGAGCAGUGAAGGUGGCAGGGGCUUCUGGAGCGAUGGCACAAACGAUCUGGACACUCCAGUCCUGACGGUGCACCAGACCAUCAGUGAUGUGCGAGGCAGUUAUUACCAGGAGAAAACAGUCUUUCUGCGUUGCACCGUCAACUCCAACCCUCCUGCACGCUUCAUCUGGAAGCGAGGAAACAUGCUCAUCGAGCAGAGCAAGGACAACGGAGUGGACAUCUACGAGCCGCUGUACACACAGGGUGAAACUAAGGUCUUGAAACUCAAGAAUCUUCGGCCCAAGGACUUUGCUGACUAUAGCUGCCAAGUGUCUGUGCGGAAUGUGUGCAACAUUGAAGAUCGCUCGGUUACCUUCCGCCUCACUAAUGCCACGGCUCCUCCGAUGAUCCGCAUGUCGGUGAAUGACACAGUGGUGGUGGAUCCAGGGCAGGAUGUGAUUAUCACCUGCGAGGUCAUUGCGGGCUUCCCUUCUCCCACAGUCACAUGGUCUCGCUCUCCAGGGCCCCUCCCCCUCAGCGCUCAGCUCAAAGGCCCCACGCUGAUCCUCAGGGCUGUGACUCCAGCGGACGCAGGCUUCUACAACUGCUCAGCCGUCAAUAACGUGGGAAACCCGGCACGCAAGAAUGUCCAACUUGUUGUGAGAUCUAUGAGUAACUUGACCUUCCAGAUCACUCCCGACUCUAACAAAGAUGGAGAGUCCAUUCAGAUGGGCCGCGACCUGAAGCUGUCGUGUCAUGUGGACGCCACUCCCCAGGACAAGGUCAACUACACCUGGUACAAGAACGGAGCUCCGGUGUUUAACUCGGACAGCCUGAUUCUGCUCAGGUCCGACCCCGACAUGGCCCCAGGCACCAGCAGUCUGGAGAUCGUCGACAUGAAGUUCAGGGACCUGGCCAUUUACAGCUGUGUUGCCAACUUCCCGGGCAGCAGGGUUCCCGAGCUCCGAGUGGAUAUGAACAUCUCUCAGAACAGUGUGACUCCUCCGAUCCUGUCACUGCCACCUGGUGGGCAGGUGGUGAGCGUGCGUGAAGGCGGUAACACUGACAUGGUGUGUUUGGUGGACGGAAAACCCCCUCCUCCGAUCCUGUGGUCCCGCAUGGAGAAGGACCUGCUAAUGCCCAACGGGAAGUCUCAGAUGGAGUCUCCGGACGGACGCUUGAGGCUCCGGAAUGUGAGCCGAGAUAUGAUGGGAGUGUACCGCUGCCAGACCGCGCCCUACAACGGACUAAACAUCAAGAAGCGCGAGAUGAAUGUGCAGCUAAAUGUUCAAUAUCCUCCGAUAUUGGACCCUGUGUACCAAGAUAUGCGCUCCCGAAAUGACCAAACCGUGACUCUGAGAUGCAACAAUCUGCGCGCAAACCCCCCACGCCUCACAGACAUCCGCUGGUUCUGCAAUGGAGACAUCAUCCGGAUGCCAAUGCCUGAUCUAAAGGAAACCCCACAACUCGUAUUCAAGCUUGAACCCACCAACAAUGGCUCGUAUGAGUGCAGAGUAAGCAACAGCGCCGGAACCUCAACAUGCACAUUUAAUGUUUCCGCCCAGCCUUAUAAUGCAGAGUUCUACUUUGAUACACCGAAUCCAGUGCGCAUUCUUAAAGGAAAUAACUAUUCCUACAAUCUGCAAUGGACACAGAGAGAUCCAGAGGCCACGGAUCGCAUCAUUGGAUACUGGAUAAAUGUCCGCAAGAACAAGCAGAACCUUCUGUCCAAGCAGAUUGAUCUGAAAGGAAAAGAGCCAGAGAAAGGUGUGCUGCUGUCGUACACCAUCACAGACCUGAAGAUCCCUCUGUUCUACGAGGUGCGCCUGGCCCCCAUCACCACUUACAGCACAGGCGAAUACAUCAGCCGCAUCAUUCAGUAUUCAGAACCCUACACAUACCCAAGACCUUCAGAUCAUGUUUGCGGUUUCGAAGAUGAGCGUAUAUGCGGCUUCUCUCAGGACCGGAGCGAUGUGUUUGAUUGGACGAGACAGAACCACCUGACCCAGAAUCCCAAACGUUCAGCUAAUACCGGCCCAGAGACGGACCGCAGCGGUACCAAAGAGGGCUACUACAUGUACAUCGAAGCGUCGCGCCCCAGAGUACAAGGGGACAAAGCCCGUCUUCUGUCACCACUUUUUAAUGUAACCUCUGUCAGGGGCCCCAAGGGUUCUGGCCGCGUCCCAUACUGCGUGUCCUUCUACUACCACAUGAAGGGCAAACACAUAGGAGCUCUGAAUGUUCUUCUUCGAGUCCGGAGUAUUGCGUCGGUGGACACACUGCUAUGGUCCAAGUCUGGUCACCAAGGCCCAGACUGGAGGAAGGCCUUCUUUGACAUUAGCCCCAGUGGACCUUUUCAGAUCGUGUUUGAAGGAAUCCGAGGGCCCAGUUUCGAGGGCGACAUUGCCAUUGAUGAUGUGUCCAUUACACUGGGGAAGUGCAAACAGGCGAACACUGUAGCCAGCGCAGGUAAGACAGUUCUGAUUGGUGGAUCGGUGGCUCUGCCGUUGACCGGCCGGCUGACCUUUGGGCUUUCCUGGGUUCUGUGGCUGCUCCUCAGAUGA